AAAGGCAAGACGCCCCUACACUAUGCAGUGAGCGCGGACAUACGAGCGGUUGUCCUGAUAUGCUCGUGCAGUGCGAACGGUUUCCAGAUUCCUGAUGCGGACAACAGAACUCCUAUGGAUUUGGCAUUGGCAUCGCCGGACAAAGCAGCCGUUAAAUUUUUUGCCAGUGUAAACCAAAGAAAUCGUCUGCUUUCAACUCAGCGAAACAAACAAUCCUUGGAGAUCGGAUUCAACGUAAACAAACAA
Dicrocoelium dendriticum is the source of this 246-nucleotide messenger RNA. Lineage: Eukaryota; Metazoa; Platyhelminthes; Trematoda; Plagiorchiida; Dicrocoeliidae. The record is from the annotation of a GenBank genome assembly.